This is a messenger RNA of Zonotrichia albicollis (white-throated sparrow), 684 nucleotides long. NCBI's taxonomy places the organism in Eukaryota, Metazoa, Chordata, Aves, Passeriformes, Passerellidae. The record is from RefSeq and is a predicted model, not a curated record.
GCUUCCUCAGAGGGGUUAGUGUUGGGCAGGGCAUGCCAGGGAAAGCAGCACUUCCAUCUUGUCCCUCUGUCUGUCCCAGGCUCUGGCGUGGAUGACCCCGUUGGGGAGGUGUCCAUCCACGUGGAGCUCCUGACCCACCCCAGCAGUGGCGAGCACAAAGUCACCGUCAAAGUGGUGGCUGCCAAUGACCUCAAGUGGCAGACCUCGGGCAUCUUCCGGCCCUUCAUCGAGGUCAACAUCAUCGGGCCCCACCUCAGUGACAAGAAGAGGAAAUUCGCCACCAAAUCCAAGAACAACAGCUGGGCCCCCAAGUACAACGAGAGCUUCCAGUUCACGCUGGGCACAGAGACGGGCCCCGAGUGCUACGAGNAGGGCACACAGAUGAUUUUCAACGCGGCCAAGGAGCUGGGGCAGCUUUCCAAGCUGAAGGACCACAUGGUGCGUGAGGAAGCCAAGAGCCUGACCCCGAAGCAGUGUGCUGUGGUGGAGCUGGCGCUGGACACCAUCAAGCAAUACUUCCAUGCUGGCGGCGUGGGGCUGAAGAAAACGUUCCUGGAGAAGAGCCCUGACCUGCAGUCGCUGCGCUACGCCCUGUCCCUCUACACCCAGGCCACAGACCUGCUCAUCAAAACCUUCGUGCAGACCCAGUCAUCACAGGUGAUCAUUGAUGGAUACACCAUUUAA